AUGUUUGUGAACGAAACACUAUCUCCACUCAAAGUAGAGGGGCGUAAAUUAAAAUCAGCCAUUACUAAUUUCUUCGAAACAGUAUUCAAAGAUAAUAUGACUGAACAAGGACAAGUAAGUAACAUAUCGGACGGUGUUAUUGUGAUGGCUUUUCGAUCUGCUAUUGCAUCUUAUGGUUACCAGAUAGAAACCCAUAAAGUGUUGACUGCUGAUGGAUAUAUUUUAAAAAUACAUAAGGUCACAUCAAGGGUCCCGGAUUCCUUUGGUAUUAAAAGGAGAAUAGUUUUAUUACAUCAUGGUUUAUUUGGUUGUUCUAUGGACUGGCUCCUUCUUGGUCCUAAAGACUCGCUACCAUUUAUACUUUUGGAAUCUGGGUUGGAAGUUUGGUUAGCUAAUUCCAGAGGAAAUCAAUUUUCCAAAGAACACAUUUCUAGAAGUGUUAGUUCAGCAGAAUUUUGGGAUUUCACUUUUCAUGAAAUCGGUGUGUAUGAUCUCCGUGCUAUUUUGGAAUAUUUGUAUGAUACCAAAUCGGAACAUGCUGACAUUGUAUUUCUGGGUUACUCGCUCAGUGGUACUUCUUUACUUGUUUUACUUUCUCUAUUACCCGAAUAUAAUAAUAUGAUAAAAAGUGCAGUCCUCUUGGCGCCUCUAGUAUUCAUGAAUGACAUUAAGGGACCACUAAAAGAUAUGUCAGACGUUUAUCACGAAAAUUACAAUUCAACAAUGCUCAUCGGGAGAAACCAAGAAGAACUAUUGAAAGAAGAUGAAUCAUUGAAAGGCAUUACAGAAAAAUAUUGCAAAGGAAACAAAGUAUUAUUGACGAAUUCUCUACUUUGUUUAAAAUACGGCAUGACUGUGAUGUCAAGGAUGGACGAACUUUUAGUCAAUUCAACUUCAGGAGGUUCAGAGAAGACACUUAUUCAUUAUUUUCAAAUGAUACAAACUAAGCGUUUUGAAAUGUUUGAUUAUGGAAUCGAAAAUAAUUCCAGGGCAUAUGGCUUGUCCUCCCCACCUGAAUAUCCACUAAAUGAUGUAUCAGUACCAUUAUAUAUUUUUACUUCCACUGCUGAUACGAUGUCAACUAGGAAUGAUAUUAAUAAACUUAAAAGUUUUGUACCAUUUAUAAACCAUACGGUAUUAAACAAAAGUGAUUUCUCACACCCUCAUUUUAUUUUAGGCAGGACUGCCCCGGAAUUAUUAUAUAAAAAUAUAGCAGGUAUUAUUAACUAUACCUAA
Molecule: messenger RNA, 1236 nt
Organism: Pieris macdunnoughi
Lineage: Eukaryota; Metazoa; Arthropoda; Insecta; Lepidoptera; Pieridae
Source: the annotation of a GenBank genome assembly